Messenger RNA from Suillus clintonianus, 2262 nucleotides. Its product is annotated as actin-like ATPase domain-containing protein. The record is from RefSeq and is a predicted model, not a curated record. Bases 1 to 2262 code for a protein of 753 amino acids. Lineage: Eukaryota; Fungi; Basidiomycota; Agaricomycetes; Boletales; Suillaceae. The transcript has 17 exons.
AUGUCUGGAACAUCGGCGGGCGCUAGUUUGACGCUUGCAGUUGGCUUGUGCUUCACGACACGUGCACUGCCACAACCAGACCAGGGCCAGUUGGGCCUUAGCGCGUUGAAGGUGAGGCAUAUUGCCCACUUUCGCCCUUUUUUCGCUGUUUUCAAUAUGGGCUGCUGUGGGGAGUCAGUCAUAUCAGCUAGCGCUCCUGACACCCAGUAUGCCAACAGGGUGCAACCUGUGAACAGUGGUAUCAUUAGCCAGCAGCCUGGUCCUCAUCCAAGCGCUCAACAUCACGGACGGCCAUUCGUAGAAAAAUCACCACUACUCAUCCCUCCUGGACCUUCUCCACCUCCACCAAGCUUUCACCAGAACAACCGGUCGAUAAAUGGCAGCUCUUGGAACCACACACCAUCACCACCCCCGCAAGGCCCGACCUACUCGGCUCCUUUGAGUCCAAACCCUGGCGGUGCACCAUUGAUGCUACCCCCAGCUACGUACAUUCCUCCAGGAGCGUCCAAUUCUGCUAUGUUCCUUCCACCUCUCUUGCACCCUGACCCCGUCCAUCUUCCGCCAAAUAACAGCAAUGUCGCACCCUCCGUAUCCACUGCAAUAGCUCCAGGAAGGAUUGAUCCGGCACCUUCAGACGAGGGGAAAAUGUCCAUCUCUAUUGACUUCGGAACUACCUUUUCUGGUGUCGCAUACGCCUCGUCUCGAAUUGCGUCCGGGAAGAUACAGCAAAUCCUGCAUUGGCCUGGAUCUUUUGAAACUUUCCGCAAGGUGCCUACGUGCUUGCUAUAUGAUGAGCAUGGUCAAGUUCUUGCUUGGGGACUGGAAGCGAAGAACGCCAGCUCCAUGCCCGGUACUACGCGUUGCGAAUGGUUCAAGCUGUUUCUCGAACCACGUGCUCUUCGUGAUGAAAGUGCGAUUGACCCUCGACUACCCCAAUUACCUCAUGGUAAAACAGCAAUGGAUCUCAUCAUCGACUUCUUAUCGUGUCUGUGGGAAUACGCUAAAGAGCAAAUUACCCGUGACAUUGGAGCUGUCGCCGAUCUCAACUCGGCUGAUGUACUUGUGACGUGCCCGGCAGCUUGGGACGCUAAAGGAUGCGAUAUGAUGCGCGAAGCUGCCAUCGCCGCAGGCCUCGUGCAGUCGGCUCAUGCAGGUGAUGGUCACUGGCGCGACAGGCUGCGUAUCAUCACCGAACCAGAGGCUGCUGCUGUCCACUGCGCCCGGCUUACGGACCUGCAUAAGCUCAAGCCUAACCAGAAUUUCAUGAUAUGUGACGCUGGUGGUGGAACAGUCGAUCUUGCCGUCUACAAAAUCAUUGGGCAAAUGGCCAACCUCGAGAUUGCGGAGAUGUGCGCUCGAUCUGGAGCCAAUUGUGGUUCCCUUUUCCUCGAUUUGCGAUUCCGAGAGCUCGUAAACACUCUUUUAGCCGAUCACCCUGCUCAUUUGGACGCCGCUAGCCUCGCCUAUUUCAUGCAUUCCUUCAGCCAGACCGAUAAGCUCGCAUUUAGGGGCGAGAGCGACGAUGACACAUACUUCAACUUCACAUGUUUCAAUGUAGAAGAUCCCCAUGAUUCUUCUGUUGGAUUGAUCAAUGGAGAACUCGCGAUUCCAGGGAACCUCAUUCGCCGAGAAGUCUUUGAUCCUGUUGUGAAUCAGGUACUCGAAAUGAUCGAGGAACAGUCGAAGAAGGUAGAGCAGCGCAUCGACGCCCUGCUUCUCGUGGGAGGGUUCGCUGGCAGCGAAUAUCUAGUUAGACGAGUUGAGGCGCAGUUUUCGGGGAGAAUCAAGGUCAUCGCUCGCCCUUCUGACGCCGACACGGCUACAGUGCGAGGUGCCGCACUGUACGGACUUGCUCGCAAAUCAAUCGUGUCAACUGUGAUCGCUCCACGGUCCUACAUCAUGAAAGUCAAAUUGCCUGCCGAGCCAGAGGACUGGGCCAAACGCCCUGCAUACAUCAAGGAGAACAAUGCCAACAUCCCUAUUUGUGACAACCGUUUACAAUACUUGGUCAUGAAGGGCGCUAUCCUGCGAAAAGGCCAAGUGUUGAGGACGAAAUUUUGCAAAUUCUCACAGGAUGGACAGGAUUGUAUAUUCGUAGCCGUGCUGUAUACUUCCGACUCGGACAAGAUGAUGAGAUAUACUGAUGAAGGCGAAACGACGGAGCUCUGUAAAUGGACUGUUAAUCUGAAUUCUCUGCCCACGUUCCAGCAGAAUGCCAGCAUACCGCAGCCAAAUGGCUUCUUCACAGGCUUGUGGUUGUAG